Messenger RNA from Uloborus diversus, 1222 nucleotides. Its product is annotated as zinc finger CCHC domain-containing protein 9-like. Gene Ontology annotation, molecular function: zinc ion binding; nucleic acid binding. NCBI's taxonomy places the organism in Eukaryota, Metazoa, Arthropoda, Arachnida, Araneae, Uloboridae. The record is from RefSeq and is a predicted model, not a curated record. The coding region runs from base 104 to 1198 and encodes 364 amino acids. The transcript has 8 exons.
AAAAUUUUUCGUCGUUGACCAUGUGCUUAAAUUUAAAUUCUUAGUAGUAAAAUAACUCCUCUUUUUCAGAAAAAAAAACAGUAUUUUUCACUUAUACUCAAGAAUGACUCGAUAUGCGAGAUCCGGAAGCACUCAGAAGCAUCGGAAGAUGCCAGGAGAUGCGACACCUUGGAAAGAGUGGAGCAAGCCAGUUAAUGUAGCCGAUAGAAAGGAGAUGGACCAAAAUGGUAAUGCUUUAAAAGAGAGCUCACAUAAAGAACAAAAGACUGAAUCAUCAACUGUUGUGUCUGAGGAAGAAAGAACCACUGCUGCAAUUGGGGACACUUCCAAAUCCAAAGAAAAAAUCAGCUCUCAAAUUAAUGAGACGAAAAAAAAAUCCAAGAAGAGUCUUGAAACUUCAAGGGAGAGAAAUAAUUCUGAAGCUUCUCAAAAAAGAAAAAGUACUGAAGUUUUAAGAGAAAACAGUAGUCCUGAAACUUCCAGAAAAAGUAAAAGUCCUGAACCUUCCAGUCAGGAAAAUGACUCAGAACCUUCAGAGGAGAAAGACCAGUCAAAGACUUUUGACAAGAUCCAACAUCCACCUCGUGAGAAAAAACCUUCAUUUUUGGAAAGAUUGAGGAAGAAGCGUGCUGAUAAAGGAAUCCUUCUUCUUCCACCCAAAAUGGAGCAAAAAAUUUACAACAUCAAGAAGGCAUUGAGGGACAAAAAUUUGCCCCCCGAAUACAUUAUCAGCGUUGUAAGAAAAGAGAGAAGAAAAGCAGAGUUGAAGAUGAGGAAAUUGAACAAGCCAUGUCUAAACUGCAGGCAAAUAGGUCAUCUGUAUGCUGAUUGCCCCCUUUCUUCUCAGCAUGGGAUCUGUUUCAAAUGUGGUUCCACAGAACACACAUCUUCUAAGUGCUCCAAAGAUAUUUCAGGGUAUCCCUUUGCUAAGUGUUUUAUUUGUAAUGAGCAGGGACAUAUUAGCAAAGACUGUCCAAAAAACAAACAUGGUGUAUAUAUCAAAGGUGGCAAGUGUCACUUAUGUGGAAAUGUUAAUCAUUUCAAGAAGGACUGUCCAACUCUGAAGAAACAACAAGAUGAAGAAAUAAUUGCGGCUUAUACCAUUGAUGCAGGUGCGAGUGUCGACCAGGAAAUUGUACCUACGGUCAAAAAAGAGAAGCGGCCCAAGGCUAAGAAAGCAAAAAUCGUAAAAUUUUAAUGUAAAUAAAGUGUUUAAAUUUUA